Messenger RNA from Paralichthys olivaceus (Japanese flounder), 920 nucleotides. It is a transcript of the gene znhit1, whose product is annotated as zinc finger, HIT-type containing 1. Gene Ontology annotation, cellular component: Swr1 complex. Gene Ontology annotation, biological process: chromatin remodeling. NCBI's taxonomy places the organism in Eukaryota, Metazoa, Chordata, Actinopteri, Pleuronectiformes, Paralichthyidae. The record is from RefSeq and is a predicted model, not a curated record. Gene Ontology annotation, molecular function: nucleosome binding.
CCAUCGGAUAGCGAUUGAAAACAAAUCGCGUUUGGUCUGACUCAGUGUGUCCCCGUGCGGAUGCCGUAGAGCGGAAGAACAACAUGGUGCUGGAGAAGAAAACGUCCGCUCGGGUGGAGGGUCAGCGCAGAGUCUUGGAUGAAGCGACCAGACAGAGGCGUCUGACUCGUCAGCUGGAGGCUCUGGAGAAAGACAACUUCCAGGACGACCCUCUGUCCUCCCUCCCUCCCCCAGGGCCGACUGCCCGGCUGCCCGCCUUCAGUGAGACAGAGGAACCAGAGAAGAAGAGGAGGAAGACGAGGGGCGACCACUUUAAACAACGUUUCAGGAAAAACUUUACCACCCUGCUGGAGGAGGAGAACCUGUCGGAGAAGCCGGAGCCCAAUUACCUGUCAGCGGCAGCCCCCGUCUCAUCGCUGCCCCCCCGUCACUUCUGCUGCGUCUGUGGUUUCCCCUCCCACUACACAUGCACCACCUGCGGGGGGCGCUACUGCUCCAGCAAGUGUCUGUGUACUCACAGAGAGACCAGGUGUUUGAAGUGGACACUGUAACCGCCGCCUCGUCACCAUGGUGAUGGAAGUGACGAAAUGCUGCGGCCUGGUUCAGAAUGUUCAGGGAAGUUGAAGCUCGGACAUUUACACACUCACUCAUUUUGAUCCUGUUUCUAAAUUUAGUGAGUGCACAGAAACAUUCAUGUUAGCAGCGUUAUUCAUUCCUCGUCCCAUAUGACUCAUUUAACCUUAGGGGGUUGUCAUGUUGAUGAGUUAGCGUCAGGUUAAAGCUGCCGUGAUAGUUAAAAGGACAGAAAAGACAUUUUUGCUGUAAUGAAUUAAAAUGUUGCUGUCCCUGAGGUGUUCUAGUUGUUUUGUAAAUAAUGAGGUUGUAUUUUCAUUCUUUAAUAAAGAAACAUUGAAAUAGAA